Nyctereutes procyonoides (raccoon dog) is the source of this 317-nucleotide messenger RNA. RefSeq names its product otospiralin (gene OTOS). The transcript has 3 exons. The coding region runs from base 16 to 285 and encodes 89 amino acids. The record is from RefSeq and is a predicted model, not a curated record. NCBI's taxonomy places the organism in Eukaryota, Metazoa, Chordata, Mammalia, Carnivora, Canidae. Gene Ontology annotation, biological process: sensory perception of sound.
CAGCUGGUGGCCGUGAUGAAGGCCUGUUUGGUGCCAGGGGUGGCCCUCUGCCUCCUGCUGGGACCUCUGGCGGGGGCCAAGCCGGUGCAGGAGGAGGGAGGCCCCUAUGCCGAGCCGCCCGCCAUGCCCUACUGGCCUUUCUCCACCUCCGACUUCUGGAACUACGUGCAGUACUUCCAGGCCCUGGGGGCCUACCCGCAGGUUGAGGACCUGGCACGCACCUUCUUUGCUCACUUCCCCCUGGGGACCACCCUGGGGUUCCAUGUCCCCUAUCAGCAGGACUGAGCCCGCCUGGCUCCCCGGCCUCAUGCUCAAUA